Messenger RNA from Cyprinodon tularosa, 1898 nucleotides. RefSeq names its product BTB/POZ domain-containing protein 10-like. The transcript has 8 exons. The record is from RefSeq and is a predicted model, not a curated record. Gene Ontology annotation, cellular component: cytoplasm. Gene Ontology annotation, molecular function: protein binding. The coding region runs from base 186 to 1898 and encodes 570 amino acids. Gene Ontology annotation, biological process: positive regulation of phosphorylation. NCBI's taxonomy places the organism in Eukaryota, Metazoa, Chordata, Actinopteri, Cyprinodontiformes, Cyprinodontidae.
GCGAUUCACUCGAGCACGCGGCCAUUCACAGUUUCUGGUCCCUCCGGUGACUGAAUGACCAGCCAGAGCUGAACUCAUUCUCCCUUUUAGAGCCGCGUUGAGCUUUUAUUUCCCUCCGUUUGAGCCGGUGUAGAGUUAAAGCCCGGCUCGUCGGCUCCAAACGAUGCUGCUGAAGUUGGAAAGUAAUGAGCGAGGAUGCUGAAACUGCUGGCAAGCCCGCUUUGUUCGGAGGAGCGCAAGGCUUCUGUGCCGCCGUCAUUCCGCAGCUGGUUCCCUGCUGCUUUGUCUUCUCCUGGCCCGGUGAAAUUGACCGUGAGCAGCGUGGUGUGUCCGGGUCGGACUACCCCCGCCGGUCGCAGUGCCAUCCUGUCAGAAACAUGAGUCUGUGUGGGGCCGGGGCUAACGGUGGGGCCAAUGGUGGGGCCAAUGGUGGGAGCAGAGAAAGAGGAGGAGGAGGAGAGCAUUUUAGGGAACAGCGUCGCCGCUCCAGCGAUCGCUCUCGGGACUCAUCGCAUGAGAGAGGGGAGAGCCAGCUCACGCCAUGCAUCAGGAACAUCACCUCUCCGACGCGACAGCACGAUCGCGAGCGCAGUGAAGGAGGCUCCUCAUCCAGAUCGUCCAGCCCACGUCCUCCGAGAGUUUCUCAUUCGUAUUCACAUAUAGGUCUGAUUGGUGGGCAGAUACCGCGACCUCUGGGGCCCCCCGGGGUAAACCACCACUCCAAAAUCUUAGGCCAAGGGCCCUGCGACAUGAUCUAUGUGUACGACAUCGGUAGCAAAGAGCACCGCAGUGGUCUGCGACCAGGAGAGAGAGUCACGCUCAUCGUGGACAACACCAGAUUCGUGGUGGAUCCUGCCAUCUUUACAGCUCAACCCAACACCAUGCUGGGCAGGAUGUUUGGUUCCUGUCGGGAAAACAAUUUCACUCGGCCCAACGAGAAAGGAGAGUUUGAGGUGGCCGAUGGCAUCAGCUCCACGGUGUUCCGAGCCAUCAUGGAUUACUACAAGUCGGGGAUAAUCCGCUGCCCUGACGGCGUUUCCAUUCCCGAGCUGAGAGAGGCAUGUGACUACCUCUGCAUCUCCUUCAACUACAGCACCAUCAAGUGCAGAGAUCUCAGCGCCCUGAUGCACGAGCUGUCCAACGACGGAGCACGGCGUCAGUUCGAGUGUUACCUGGAGGAGAUGGUGAUGCCGCUGAUGGUCGCCAGCGCCCAGAGCGGCGAGAGGGAAUGCCACGUGGUGGUUCUGACCGACGACGACGUGGUGGACUGGGACGAGGAGUACCCGCCACAGAUGGGAGAGGAGUACUCACAAAUCAUCUACAGCACCAAGCUCUAUCGCUUCUUCAAAUACAUCGAGAACAGAGACGUCGCUAAAUCAGUGCUGAAGGACAGAGGACUGAAAAAGAUCCGUCUGGGAAUAGAAGGUUACCCGACAUAUAAGGAGAAGGUGAAGCGACGUCCAGGAGGUCGCCCAGAGGUCAUCUACAACUACGUCCAACGCCCCUUCAUCCGCAUGUCCUGGGAGAAGGAGGAAGGAAAGAGCCGCCAUGUGGACUUCCAGUGCGUCAAGUCCAAGUCCACCACCAACCUGGCCGCAGCUGCAGCCGAUAUCCCCCAGGACCAGCUGGUGGUCAUGCACCCUCCAAAUCCACAGGUGGAUGAGCUGGACACCCUCCCCCCUCUGCCAGGUGCUAACGAACUCCACCAGCCGAUAAUCGGGCCGGCGCCAGAUAACCACCCAGGAGCUCAGCCUUCGCAGCCCUACGACGGCCCAAACCAGCAGGAGAACCAGAACCAGGGUCCUCGCAGCCACCAGCAGCCACACGGCAGCAGCAGCCACUGUCAGACGACGUACCACUACGGUCCGGACCCCGACACUCCGUCCCCCUCAGCAUGA